Tupaia belangeri chinensis (Chinese tree shrew) is the source of this 392-nucleotide messenger RNA. RefSeq names its product zinc finger protein 809-like. The record is from RefSeq and is a predicted model, not a curated record. Gene Ontology annotation, biological process: regulation of DNA-templated transcription. The coding region runs from base 60 to 329 and encodes 89 amino acids. Lineage: Eukaryota; Metazoa; Chordata; Mammalia; Scandentia; Tupaiidae. The transcript has 2 exons.
CAGAAAUAUACAGAGGAACAAGCAUAUACAAACAUACAGAGAAAGUUAUUUCCCAUGUUAUGCUCUAUUUCUCAGGGCUGAUGAGGGGAAAUGUAUUUUUACAGGGGUUCAUAUCAUUUGAGGAUGUUGCUAUGGACUUUACCUGGGAGGAGUGGCAGGACCUGGAAGAUGCUCAGAAGAUUCUAUACAAGGAUGUGAUGCUGGAGAUCUACAGCAACCUGAUGUUUUUGGGACAAUCCAUUGCCAAACCUGCAGUGAUCUUCAAGUUGGAGCUAGGAGGAGAUCCAUGGACAUUAGAAGGACUUCCCAGCUUGAGCUUCCCAGGUUAGACAGUGCAUAGUUUUUGGGGACUAGUGUAAUACAUUUUCUUUUAAAGAAUGGAUUUUUAUUGA